This is a messenger RNA of Cornus florida, 980 nucleotides long. Its product is annotated as B3 domain-containing protein REM19-like. The coding region runs from base 228 to 980 and encodes 250 amino acids. Lineage: Eukaryota; Viridiplantae; Streptophyta; Magnoliopsida; Cornales; Cornaceae. The record is from RefSeq and is a predicted model, not a curated record. The transcript is spliced from 3 exons. Gene Ontology annotation, molecular function: DNA binding.
CCCUUGAAUUCAUGGUGUAAGAUUAUUGCUUAAGUUGUUUAUGUUGCUUCAUUGAUCAUGCUGGUAAAGAUGUCAAACCAGCUGCUUAUAAGUGGAAGCAACCUGAACAUUUCUCCCAAUAUAUUAAUCUUCUAUCACGUAUUACUUACAGUUUGAUGUUGGAAUGAUAUAUAUCUUUUUCUUUUCUUUUCUUUUUCCUUUUUUUUUUUUUUUUUUUUUUCUUUCGUAUGCAGAAUAUACCAGUAGAAUUUGCAAUGAAGAUAAAGUAUUUGCUUGGUGUUUCAGAAAUUGUUAAGCUUCAGGUUUCUGAUGGAAGAGAGUGGUGUGUCCGGUUCAUUCAUGCCUGUGGACAUGGGGGGCAUGGGUCAAAAAUAAGCAAGGGCUGGAUUACAUUUGUAAAGGAAAAUAAUUUGGUGGAAGGAGAUAUUUGUGUCUUUGAGCUGGUCGAGGUUAAGGAUGUUGUGCUAAAAGUUUCCAUAUUUCACAUCGCGGAGUAUGCAGGGCAACCAAACCUACCUCAUGAGUUUGAUGAAAGAAAAUAUUCAAAGAACACAAAUCAAAGAACUGUUUCUAGAGGACCAGUAAAAAACGAAGCAAGAGAGAGGGAAAUUAAUGCUGCAACAAUGUUUAAGCCUGAAAAUCAUUUCCAUAGGGUUAUAUUGCAUUCAUAUAACCACUCUUUCCUGAAUAUACCAUCAGAAUUUGGCAUGAGGAUGAAGUAUUUGCUUGGUGUUUCAGAUAUAAAUAUGGUUAAACUUCAGCUUUCUGAUGGAAGAGAGUGGUAUGCCCGUUGCAUUCAUGACAAAUUAGGUCGACAGGCAAAAUUGACCAUGGGUUGGGGAACAUUUGUGAGGGAAAAUAACUUGGUGGAAGGAGAUACUUGUGUCUUUGAGCUGAACAAGGCUAAGGAUUUUGUGCUAAAAGUUUCCAUAUUUCGCACUGUGGCGUAUGCAGGGCAAGCAAAACAACCUCUGGAGUGA